AUGAGUGAAAUUAUACUGAAAUAUGAUAAUAAAUCUAGUACAAAAACUCUUGUAGAGUUCAGCAAUGGCACACCCAAACCUGAUUCAGAGUUUCAAUGCUCUCUAUAUGCGGAUAAACGUUUGCAGAACCCAAAAUUCAAAAACAACAAAGUGCUCGUUGUGCAAGGAUCACAUUUAAAAUAUGUUGGAGACAAUUAUGAAGAUAGGCAUGCCAAUCCAACUGCAUCAAGAUAUGUUCUUAUGGAAGUUGACGAAAAAAAACAAGUGGGUAAGAUUUUUGAAACUGAGUAUUUUAAAUUGAGACCCAUUAUUGGAAGUGAGGACAUCGAUAUUGAUGAAGAAAGAGAGAAGACAGAAAAACAGCUCGAGCAAGAUGAACGUAGCUUUAUCGAGAGGCAAGAUGACCUGACUGAAGUGUUUGGAAGCCACAGAAGAAAACGUGCGAUGGUAACGAGAUUAAGGAACAAAGUAAAAGACAGCACAGAUGCUGUUCAAACUGCGGUUGAAGCAAUCAUGGAAAAUGCGGACACCUCUUUACUUUUAGAUGAAGAAGGUGCUUUGGACACAAUGAUAAUUCCAUGUUGUAAAACUGCAGAGACCGUAGAAGAUGUUUACCCGUUAACAAAUAUCUUCCCUGAUCAUGUAAGUCGCUGCUUGAUUGAGGAAGCUCAAAAAUUUAUUCACCCAACGGGAGCAGAAAUUACAGAAUGGAAAAAUCAAGGGGAAGGGUUGGGAUCUCGAUUUAUUGUUGAACAUGCGAAGAAUCCUGCACUUGCAAUCGUGCAAAACUCUCAAAUUCACACUGAGUAUGCUUGCUGCUUACAACUCAUGGUGUGUCUCAUCAGAUUGUAUAAAGUAAAAUCAAGUGAAUAUCGUGCAAAGACAGUAUUUACUGAUCUAGCUGAACCAGUUCGAGACUGGGUACUCUCUGAAUUCUUUUUGGAUGGUUGUAACAGAAAUCGAAAAAUGCCUACCCGAAUGAAAGAUAAGGUGUUGGCUUAUGCUAUUGUGCUGGCCUGGCAUAUGGAUUCCUUUAGCACUGAUGGGGACAUGAUUAAGGAGGCUUUUUCAAUUUCACAAAAAAAAUUAUCAACCCAUGUUCGAGCACUAGGUGGAAAUGUAAACUUGUUAUCUAAGAAUGGCUUUAAACGUACAAGUGUUAUCCUGAAAUUGCCUUUACAGUUUCCAAAUACUGCUUUUAAGGGCAGAGGACAAGGCCAUUAG
This is a messenger RNA of Ciona intestinalis (vase tunicate), 1224 nucleotides long. Its product is annotated as DNA-directed RNA polymerase I subunit RPA49-like. Lineage: Eukaryota; Metazoa; Chordata; Ascidiacea; Phlebobranchia; Cionidae. Gene Ontology annotation, molecular function: DNA binding. Gene Ontology annotation, biological process: DNA-templated transcription. The record is from RefSeq and is a predicted model, not a curated record.